This is a messenger RNA of Chelmon rostratus (copperband butterflyfish), 4721 nucleotides long. RefSeq names its product kelch domain containing 3 (gene klhdc3). The coding region runs from base 181 to 1329 and encodes 382 amino acids. Gene Ontology annotation, cellular component: cytoplasm. The record is from RefSeq and is a predicted model, not a curated record. Lineage: Eukaryota; Metazoa; Chordata; Actinopteri; Chaetodontiformes; Chaetodontidae. Gene Ontology annotation, molecular function: chromatin binding; protein binding. The transcript has 11 exons.
CACGUCACGAGGGAGUCGGUAGGAUCUCCCAGUGGAUACCGCUGCCUGUCUAAACACACCAGUUAACCACAACCGACUCGACCUGAAGGUUUCAAUGGUGUUGGCUUGAUGGCACCCAAGCUUGCAACAAAGUGAUGGUCUAGGGACUCGCAGGCAGUCACAGAGGUGCUUGCGCGUGGAAUGUUGCGCUGGUCGGUGCACCUAGAAGGAGGGCCGCGGAGAGUCAACCAUGCUGCUGUGGCGGUGGGGCACAAGGUGUACUCCUUUGGAGGCUACUGCUCCGGGGAAGACUACGAGACACUCCGUCAGAUCGAUGUGCAUGUUUUCAACACAGUGUCUUUGCGCUGGAUGAAGUUGCCUCCAGUGAGGACGGGAGGACAUGAACGUGCCCGUGAAGUGCCAUAUAUGCGUUAUGGCCACACAGCUGUGCUGCUGGAUGAUGUUAUCUACCUCUGGGGUGGGCGCAACGACACAGAGGGGGCCUGCAAUGUGCUUUAUGCCUUUGAUAUCAACACCCACAGAUGGUUCACACCCAAGAUUUCAGGGACUGUCCCAGGGGCAAGGGAUGGCCACUCGGCCUGCGUCCUGGUGAAGGCAAUGUAUAUAUUUGGAGGAUAUGAGCAGCUGGCCGACUGCUUCUCUAAUGACAUCCACAAGCUGGACACAACCACCAUGGUUUGGUCAUUAAUUAAUGCCAGAGGCACUCCGGCACGCUGGAGGGAUUUCCACUCAGCCACGAUCAUCGGGACAAAGAUGUUUGUGUUUGGAGGGCGAGCAGACCGCUUUGGUCCCUUCCACUCCACCAACGAGAUCUACUGCAACAAGAUCAGAGUGUUUGACACAGAGACCAACUGCUGGCUGAGCACCCCUUCAACACAGCCAUCGCCAGAGGGACGCAGGAGUCAUUCAGCCUUUUCCUACAAUGGGGAGCUGUAUAUAUUUGGAGGAUACAACGCUCAUCUGGACCGGCACUUCAAUGACCUCUGGAAAUUCAAUCCAGAAGCCUUUUUGUGGAAUAAGGUGGAACCAAAGGGGAAAGGCCCAUGUCCGCGGAGACGGCAGUGCUGUUGUAUGGUUGGAGAUCGAAUCAUCCUCUUUGGAGGAACCAGCCCCUGUCCAGAGCAAGGAAUGGGUGAUGAAUUUAACCUCAUGGAUCAUUCAGACCUGUACAUCUUAGACUUCAGUCCUAAUUUGAAGACAUUAUGCAAAAUAGCUGUUAUUCAGUACAGUCUGGAGCAGUCAGGACUCCCACAUGAUAUCAGGUGGGAACUGGCCGCCAUGACCACCAACAGCAACAUCAGCAGGCCCAUCUUCUCCUCCCAUGGCUGACACAGCUGAAUGUGAAGCAGAGCCAGAACUCCUUGCGCUGUUUCAGGACACUAGGCUUUUAUCCUUCUAAUCAACUGAGCCCCGGCGGACUGUUUUUGCAGAGUCUGGAUCUGCAUCGGAUUUAUUUUCCACAUUCUUCAAGCGAAAACUUACUGACCAAAAGAUCCUGCGCGUGACUUCUGUGGACACUGCGAGCGUUCUCUCGUCUUUCUGUCUCCAGACACUGGUUACGUGAGACAGAAAUUGUUGACACCUGUUUGUCUUUUUCUCUUCUUUCUAGCCUCUCUAGAAAUCCAAUCAGCCUAUGAUAAUCAUAGACUUCUAAUCUUAAGCACAAGAAGAGACAAGAACUUGAGUCAAAGGUCUUGAGCGCUAACCUCUUGCUGAGGAUGUCAUCCUGACGUGACACUCAACACAUCUACCCUAAGAGACAAAUGUGAACCCCCUCCACAUUCAAAGAGACUGACAUGCUCAUGGAUUUGUCUAUCUUGCAGCAAACUGAGUUGUGUACACAGUAUACAGAGUGGACGAGGCUGACUUAUUACUUUGGUGUUAAAUGCAAGGUGUAUUGAGUACGAGAUUUUUAGGGGUGUUAUGCUUGUGAAAGCUUCUGGUUGACUGGCUCUCAAUGCUUACCUUUUUCCCCUCACAUCAUCAUAGCUUGGCUAGCACUCCACCACUCUUAAGUGUCUCAAAGGUGAUUCGCAAGGCGACUGAUCCAAGCUGCCUGUCUGCCUUGUAAAAUAAUUCAUCUACCUCCCUCAAUAGCAUGUCUCAUUGAGUUUUUAAUAAGACUUCCCAUAUAUUAGACAUCUACUUUCCCCCCCAGAAAAAAAGCCUUUACAGGGAAGUUUGUAUUUGUGGUUGUCUGUUGUAUUCUUCCAGGAAAUGUCGUAGUGUCACUGGAAGAGUGUGACUCACCCGCCACCCCUGCAGUCUGUUUUUCAGUGCCAAAUGUAGAAGGGAAUCAUGAUGCAAAUAUAUACUGUGUAUGUGUGUGAGCACAUGGUCCCGUCUGCACGUAAUCCAAGCCCACCUGCUUCAGUUUGCCUGUUGUUGUGGGGGAGAUCAGCACUAACAUGCAUAAUGUACUUGUUCCUCUUAUAGACAAUCCUACAUCGUUCAGUGGCUCUUCCUCGUGACCUGCUCGUUCACAGUGCGGUGAGAAACCAGGAGAGUAUGGACGUGUGUUUGUGUACAACACGAGCAAAGCUACACCUGAGCAGAUAUUAUAAAUGCAUAAGGGCUGUUAUUAGAUCACACACUCACCACACAGCUUGUAGAUUACUAGGAAUAGUUCAAAUUGGUUUAUUCAGGUUGUGUGUUUUUAUUUUUCUGAAGACUAAUGGCAAAUUUUAGAACAAAACUUUGAAAACACAGGAGUUGGUGGUGGUCUUUUUUAACCCUUUAUCUGCAUCCCCUUUAUUUAAAGGAUAAGGGUGGUGAUAUUCUCUAUUUUUCAUACAGCCAACAAUCCCAUAAAAAGACAACAGCCUACAGAGUGUUAGUCCACCUCUCAGCACUUCCUGUCUGAGAGUCUCUGUAACUGUGUAACAAUUGUUAGCAAAUAGGGCAUUUGUUGGGGACAACUCAAUUGUGGAUUUGUUGCAUGUGCGAGCCCUUAAGUGGCCAUGUUCAUGUAAUGAAGAGACAUGCAACGAGUUCACCGCUGUGGCUCACUGAUGUGUUUUUAACUCCAGAGCGUUACACAUCAGGCUUUGGAUGCACAGACAGUACGUGUUAGAUCAAUUCAUUAUUGGUUUAAGUCUUUUUAUGGGAUUUAUUGACAAUAAUUAAGAUAGAGAAUAUCACCAGACUUAUCAUUUGAAUCUUAGAAAUAAGAAUAAUAUUAAGACGGCAUGACAUUGAAAUGAAUUACUUGGUGAGGAUGAAUAUUCAGGCAGAAGAGCUUUAUUUAUACCGCCAGUUUUUUUUUUUUUGAUGUGAAUAGGAACCACACACUUGUGAGCUGCAUCAAUGCUUUUCAGUCCUGGUCUUUGGGACAAAGUGUGCUGUUGUUUUCUGUCCUGCCAGAUAGUUAAACUUCAUCUGUAUCAGUCCCUGAUUAGAUUGUUAGAAUGAAACCCUGCAGGGCUCCGGGUCCCCAACAUCAGGGUGGGAUAACACUGACCUACAUCCUAAAUGUUUACAAAUCUGUGUAUUUCAUGUGAAACAGUGUAAAACAAUCUUAAAUGCAGGUUGACGUCACCAUAUAGCUGCACUAAAGCCAAAUGUGGCAUGUCAGGCCUUAUGGGGAGGAGACACGCCGAUGCUGCUUUUCGCCUAAGUAGACUUCCAGAGUUUGAGACAUCUGCCUGCCCAAACCAAGUGUGAAUUUUAUUUACAGACCGGUGGUGCCAAUGUGAAGCAGUCUUAUUCCCUCUACGCUGCACACACACACGGACAUAUCACACACUUGAUUUUCCUCUGUACCCCAGUUACUUGGACUGUAUAACAGCUAAUCCACUGAAACCCCAGGGAGGCUAAUCAUGUGUUCUUAGACACACACACACACACACACACACACACACACACACACACACACACAAAAACCUGCUGGUGAUCAAACUAUGUGACACCAAAUGGCCGGCAGCAAAACUAAUGAUAAUUGUUUAUUUCUUAUUUAUAAUGUGCGGUGUGGAAGUCAUUUUUAUGUCAGGAUUUGGUCCUUUUCUCGUUGCGUGUGAAGGUUAUGGGUGAUGGCAUUUUCAGUCCCGAACUUUUCAGGACAUGAAGUAAAUAUUGAGUAAAUGACAAUGUAGAGACUAUGGUAAUAUACUAACUAAAAUGCCUGCACAACAGAUUUCCUCAGCGAUGGUCACUCACUUACCUCCAGCUGAUGAUAAGUGUUAGUGAUUAAGCCCCAGUAUAUUGGCAUUACAUUUUCAACGGCCGUGAUGUGAAGCUGCAGUUUCUAAGACUCCUCUGAUAUUUCUCAUUAAACUUUUUGAGGAGGUUCGAGCAAAUAGAUGAUCAAAUUUCACUGGGUGACUCUUGCUUUACCAAGAAAAAAAACACGUCUGUCUAGAAAAGUGCAUCAUUAGAUUGUAGCAAUGAUGAAGUUAUUCAGCGUGAGCAGUAAUUACUUGCCAAGCAGAAGUACGUACGGACUGAUUUCACACCAACAAGUGUAUUCUAUCUUUAGGGCUUGCAGUAGAUGGUUGAUUAAUUAAUAAACAACAAACAAUGCUGGGAGAAAAAACAGAACAAAGUAUGGAGUGUAUUUGGAAUCAUUUUACAACUGUGCGGGCUCCCUAUGCUCACUGUUUUUAUUUUAUUUUGUAUUUUACACGUUUUUCAGAGGGGACUCUGUAUCUGUUGAGCUUGGUCAGGACUUCCUGUGCAAUAUGCUUUAUAACUGUAUCAAUAAUAAAUCUGAUUUGAGUUGUUAA